AUGCCUCACGCCGCUCCUUCGCGCGAGGUGCCGACAGCGAACUCAGACCUUUCCGCAGGCGCCGAUCUUCGAUUGGGUGAAUACGCAGACGAAGUCACACUGAAUUUGUCCGAAGCACGCAUCAUUCUCCUCAAGACCUUGUCCACACGUGCUUCGCGAGGGGGCGCAAUCGAAGAGACCGAAAACACAGCAAAGACGCGUGACUACCUCGAGAUCUUUGCUGUCUUCAAGGAUCUGGCAGAAGCGCAGCAAGUGGAAGGAAUCAUCGAUUCGUACGGCAAGAGGUUGGAACGCUUCGAGAAGAGCCAACUGGGAAGUCUUGUACCUACAAGCGCUGAAGAGGCCAAGGCAUUGAUUCCGAGUCUGGAGAAGAAAGUCGAGAAUGGUACCCUGUCUGAUGAUGAGUUGGAUGGCAUCUGCAGAGAAUUGCAAAGACUCAAGCGCCAGGCACAACUGUGA
Exophiala bonariae is the source of this 459-nucleotide messenger RNA. RefSeq lists its product as uncharacterized. Gene Ontology annotation, biological process: transcription initiation at RNA polymerase II promoter. Gene Ontology annotation, molecular function: nucleotide binding; translation initiation factor binding. Gene Ontology annotation, cellular component: RNA polymerase II, core complex. The record is from RefSeq and is a predicted model, not a curated record. Lineage: Eukaryota; Fungi; Ascomycota; Eurotiomycetes; Chaetothyriales; Herpotrichiellaceae. The transcript has a single exon. Bases 1 to 459 code for a protein of 152 amino acids.